GUUAGGUCCACAGAGUUAUGAGCCCAACAUCUUAAGCUUGUAAGAUUUCAAGUACAAUUUACACCCAUAAAAUAUCUGUAAGUAGAACUACAGCACCCCUAUCCCCGCACGAAGAGAAAGGAAUGUAUUUCCUCGCGCUCGCGCUGAGCAUCGCCGUCGCCUCCGUAUUCGCCGAGUAUCCCAAGGUAGCAGCAACCGCAAUGGCAGGCGGGGUGCGCAACCAGACGGGUCCGAAGCACGGACGGCUGAAUGCGGGCGAUCGCAAGCAGCGCAACAAGCUGAAGAUCGCAAGUCGAGACCAGGAGACUUCUGCUCAUGAGGAACAGGAUGACGAGCAGGAUGAAUAUGUUUACGAUGAAGACAAUCCUGACUUCGGCGAUGAGGACGAGCAGCCCUGGGAAGCCCAGGAGCACGGCGGGGGAUUCCCGGUGAACGGCCUGGGGUCGAGUGACAAAAAUCAGGACUAUGGUGGGUCUGGCGAGCCGUUUCGCCUACGCCCAAACUCAGGAAGGAUUUUUAUCUCAGGAAGCCCCGGUGGGAAUCCGGGUGGAUCAGGAUCUUUUUAUAGCGGCAACCAGCAACAGGCCCAGGCACCGCAGGAGCUGGAGCUGAAAAAGUUGCCGAAGUACAAGGACCAGACUUCGCUCUUCUACCGCUGGAUCAAUCUUGCAAUGCAGAAAUACCCCGCGGACUACGAGCGUAUUUUGGAUGGCCUGGAGGCCCGAGUCGAAAACUCGGUCGCGUUGUCUCGGUGGAUGGAAAUCAUCGGUCGUGAUGAAAUUGCGCAGAUGCAAAACGCAGAGCGGAAGCUGAAAGCCGCUCGGGAUGCGUACAAGGAGCAGUGGGAGCAGGGUUCGGUCGCUGCGUCGAUCUUGGAAAGCUACAAGCAGCAGGCGACGCAAAAGCCCUCGAAUUUCCACGACGAGUUCAUGAAGCGUGCUGCGAAGGUCGACAGCACGCAGGUUCCCGUGUCCGAACAGAUUCGCAUUAUGGAAAAUAACGCGCUUGGACAUCUGCAGGCCGCGAUGAUUAUGCUGAAGCCGGGCAACAUGUCCGAAGUUGCCGAAGCCGUCAGUCGUGCCGACAAACUGCACCAGAAGCAGCCACCCCAGAAGAACACUGCUGGAGCCAACGCGCAAAAUGGUGGAAAUCAGCAGAGUUCGUUCUACACGAACCAAAAUCAGGGCCAGUGGCAGCAUGGUGGUAACGGCAAGCACAAUGGCGGGAAAGGCAAGGGCCGCCGCGACUUUUGGAAAAAGAAGAAAGGCAAAGGUCGCAAUGGGUGCAACAACUACCGGAACAACUAUCAGAACAAUGGCGGUGGUGGUUGGAACAACAACUACAACCAACCGCAACAAGGUGGUGACCAGAAUUACCAUGCCCAAAACGCAAACUGGAAUCAACAGCAGCAGGGCAACUGGCAGAACCAGGGCGGUGGUCAGAGUUUUGCUGUGCAGCAGCCGCAGCAACAGCACAAUCAGCCGCCGCAGCAGCAGAUGAUGAUCGCAAACCAGCCUUGGAACCAGAACCAACAGCCGAAUCAGGUGCAGUACACCAACAACCAUCCGCAACAGCAGGGUGGACAGUUUUUCGGAAGUUUCGUGGUUUUGGAAAAGAAGGAGUGGAGUUUUGCUGCUAGCCAACCCACGGGCACGCAGGAACGCAACCAGGGGGUUGCUACAAAGUGGGUUCUACUGGACUCUGGGUCGAGCCGCCACUUGACGGGGGACUUGGAGCUGGUUCACGAACACCGGAAUACCCAUGAGGAGUUGAUUACUGCUAGCGAUGCCGCAGCUGUCGCUACUGGAGUGGGAAAAAUGGUCGGUCAAGGUUUCGAGUGUAAGGAUACACUUUUUGUCCCCUCGCUAGGGGAAAAGACCGUUUUGUCGAUGCCCAAGCUGUUAGCCGCUGGCAUUUAUCCGAACUUUCAGUCGGGCACCUGCAUGGGAUAUCCGAUGCAGAUACGCAACGGAAUUCUACAGAUGCAGUUGACAUUCAAACUGAAUCAGAUGGCUACUGAUAGUGUGCUGUUUGUAAGCAUCGGGGGAACUUCGCAGCUGGCGAACAUCCUCUGACUAUCCCACUCCACGCACGACGAGUACGCCGAAUUUAGGCCGUACAGCUAUGAUUAUGCUAAUUCGCCGCUAGAAAUUAAUAUUGAUAGUGAAGACCUCAGCCAAGCCAUUGCAUGCAUAAUCGCACGCAUGUCGCCCAGUUUCAGUGGAAAGACGAUUUUGCUUUACAAGUU
Messenger RNA from Amoebophrya sp. A120, 2248 nucleotides. The record is from the annotation of a GenBank genome assembly. NCBI's taxonomy places the organism in Eukaryota, Dinophyceae, Syndiniales, Amoebophryaceae.